Messenger RNA from Frankliniella occidentalis (western flower thrips), 2495 nucleotides. RefSeq names its product phosphoacetylglucosamine mutase (gene nst). Bases 85 to 1902 code for a protein of 605 amino acids. NCBI's taxonomy places the organism in Eukaryota, Metazoa, Arthropoda, Insecta, Thysanoptera, Thripidae. The record is from RefSeq and is a predicted model, not a curated record. The transcript has 11 exons. Gene Ontology annotation, biological process: carbohydrate metabolic process; UDP-N-acetylglucosamine biosynthetic process. Gene Ontology annotation, molecular function: phosphoacetylglucosamine mutase activity; magnesium ion binding.
UUGCAUAACAGGGGCAAUCGAUUCUCCUCGGAUAUAUUGCAUCUCUUUGCAGUUUUGCGCUCCCUGAAUUCCCUCCCUACUGGCAUGGAUCUCACAACGGUUUGCGCAUUAAUCUGCGCAGCAAAUUUCUCAUACUGGUUGUCUCCUCUGACUCCAGUUUUGUCGUCUGCUUGCAGUCUGCUAGGUUGUGGUACCAGUGCUACGUCAGCGUUCAACAUGUCUGGAACAGCCGGUACCUUAGCGUUAGCUGCCGAGGCUAAAGGGAAGAGUGAUUUCCCUCGACAAUAUGACAUCAACAUUGAAUAUGGUACGGCGGGGUUCCGCUCAAAAGCUGAACAUUUGGACCACAUUUUAUAUAGGAUGGGUCUCCUUGCGGCGUUGAGGUCUCGGGUCAAAGGGGCUACGGUUGGUGUUAUGAUUACAGCUUCACACAAUCCUGUUGCUGACAAUGGAGUGAAAAUUAUUGAUCCUCAAGGGGAAAUGCUAGAAAUAAGGUGGGAAACAAUUGCCUCUGAUCUAGCAAACAUAAAAGAUGAUGAACUAAGCUCUGCUUUGCUCCAAAUAAUUAAAGACGAGAGUAUUGAUGUUACUAAGCCUGCAAGUGUAUUUUUUGGGAGGGACACAAGACCAAGCAGCGAACAUCUAUCAAAUGCUGCUGUUGAAGGGAGCAAGGUAUUUCAAGCUGAAGUAAAAGACUUUGGAAUUGUCACUACACCAAUGGUUCACUAUUUUGUGGCAGCUCACAAUUCCAACAAUGAGUAUGGAGAUCCAACUAUUGAUGGUUAUUUUGAAAAGCUGGCUAAUGCUUUUCGAUCCUUUAGAGAAGAAGUGGUCAGUGAAAGGGGGCCUGAAAGUGGGAAUUAUGAACCCAAAAUUGUAGCAGACAUGGCUAAUGGUGUAGGAGGGCCAAUGUUAAAAAAAAUGUCUGAGCUCAUCAAAGAUUUGUUAACAAUUGAACUUUUUAAUACAGGGGAAGGAGAACUGAACCACGAGUCUGGUGCUGAUUAUGUGAAAGUGCGCCAAACACUGCCAAAGCGAGUGCGCAUCAAGGCUAAAGAUCGCUGUGUGUCUUUUGAUGGAGAUGCUGACAGAAUUGUUUAUUACUACCAAGAUCAAUCUGUGAAAUUCCGGUUGCUUGACGGAGACCGCAUUGCGUCCCUGGUGGCUGGAUAUCUUAAAAGUCUAUUAGACAUCAUGAAUAUAGAGCUCAACGUGGGUGUUGUACAAACUGCAUAUGCAAAUGGUGCUUCUACAAAGUAUAUAAAAGAAGUCUUGAAACUAAAAGUUGCUUGUGUACCCACUGGAGUAAAGUAUUUACAUCACAAAGCUCAAGAAUUCGAUAUUGGUAUCUAUUUUGAAGCAAAUGGUCAUGGAACGGUAUUGUUUAGUAAGAAAACUAAAGUGUUGGUAAAAGCUGCCCGAGAAGACAAAAGUUCUGUUUUCUACAGGUUAGCAGGUGGAAAACGCAGUGCAGCCAGGAAAAUGCUGACAUUCAUUGAUAUGGUGAAUGAGACUACGGGUGAUUCCAUUUCUGACCUGCUUAUUGUAGAAACUAUCCUACAUGCAAGAGGCUGGAGUGUUGAAGAUUGGGAAAACUGCUACACAGAUCUCCCAAAUCGCCAAUUGAAAGUUACUGUUCAGGACCGUAAUGUCAUUAAAGUCAUUGAUGCUGAAUGCAAUAUAAGUGAACCAGAAGGUUUGCAGGAUGACUUUGACAGACUAAUUUCAAUGUUUGCGGAAGGCAGAGCUUUUGUCAGACCUUCUGGUACCGAAGAUGUUGUUAGAGUGUAUGCUGAAUCGAACACACAAGCCAAUGCUGACAAAUUGGCUGUUCACAUCGCAAAACUUGUGCAUCAAAAAGCUGGAGGUAUUGGCGAUGCACCAACAUGGAUCAUGAAAUGAAUGGAGAUAUUACAAAGCAAUAUCGUUCAUUUUUGUUGGUACUGAUGAACAGACCUAUGAACAGAAUGGGAGCUGGUGUAAGGUUUAAGUGAUUUGUCUAGACUGAUACAUUUUAUAAGCCAACUUUUAAAUGAUAGUCAUGAUGUUUAUGAAAUGUUAUGACUGUGGUGAUGGUUUGUCAUGUUGUCCUCAUGUAAUUUUUCUACAAAGUGCUGUAGCACAUAUUUUUAUGCAAUUUUUAUAGGAAUUUGAACUUUUUUUACUGGAUAUAAUGUACUUACAUUGCUCAUUCUAAAAAUACUAUUAGUUUUCUCACAAACACAUUCCAAUAGAAAUAGUACGUUCUGACAUCCACUGCAUAGUUUUAAAAUUAAAAAACAAAGUUAAUGUAAUAAUCUUUCACUCUUUAUUCUCUUAUCAAUUAAAACCGAUUUAAUAAAGUAGUAGCUAUUUUGGUUGGAUGCUGCUCAUCAAGUGCACGAAAUUCAAGAGCACACUUCUUCCUCCCUAAUACACAAUCUACUUCAUUGUACAAUAGUGCCUGCAAAAUGUGUUACAAAAUUAAUAAAUAUGUUGACGAGUUCAUAAUGAGA